Molecule: messenger RNA, 1156 nt
Organism: Ostrinia nubilalis (European corn borer)
Lineage: Eukaryota; Metazoa; Arthropoda; Insecta; Lepidoptera; Crambidae
Product: transcription factor Adf-1-like
Exons: 4
Coding region: 422-1078 (218 amino acids)
Biological process (GO): regulation of transcription by RNA polymerase II
Cellular component (GO): transcription regulator complex; nucleus
Molecular function (GO): DNA binding
Source: RefSeq, a predicted model, not a curated record
UCGAGGGCUGCCGCGCCGCUCAAUACACGCGCGCCGCGCGUACCGCGCGGCUAUGAGCCCCGAAGGGAAUGUCAUGGCCCAGUGUGCCGAAAACACUCACCGGCAACAGCCCUGUGCAAUCCUGAAAUAAAAAAAUAAUUAUUUUAGAAUCUAGUUAUUCGGAAUACAAAUUAGAUUAAGGAUUUUUACUUAAGUCGGAUAAUGUAAACAACGAAUGUUCUACCUCAAGUUAAUGUUCAGUAGUUUUUAAACUAUCGUAAGCGAAAUUGAUAAGCAGACGUGAAUCGCAUGUGACUAGGUUAGUAGACAAAAGAAAAGUGAUAAUAAAAAUAAGCUGUCAAAUUUAGGCGCGAAUUGUGUAAACUUUUUCUGAGGAUCGCAGCUGUCAAGUUCUCCAGCCAGUUUGAGCUGUAGAGUUGCGAUGAACGAACUCGACUUGAUCAAGGAGGUGGAGAAACGACCGAUCCUCUACGAUAAGUCUGUGAGUGGCUUCAACAAAACCAAGCUCCGGGAUGACGCGUGGAAAGAGGUGCAGGAAGCCCUGAAUGUUACAGAGGCGGAGUGCAAGAAGCGCUGGCGUUCGCUUCGCGACUCUUUCAUCAAGCUGCAGCGCACGCACGGCGGCCGCACGCGCUGGCCCUACCACCACGCCAUGCGCUUCCUGCUGCCGCACGUCGAGCCCAAGAUGGAGAACAAAGAAGAGGAAUCGGACACAGAAGACGACCCUCCGAUGCGGUUCCGUUGCGUGCCCUCAAUGCCGAGCCUUCCCGACCUGUCCUUCCCGAGCGAGUCCAACGAGGAGGACCAGGACUCGCAGCCGUCGCCCAAGAAGCCGCGCCUGAACUCUACGGACGAAGAAGGCUGCCACUGCAACAGGAAUGACCCGGACGAACUGUUCUUGCUGAGCUGUGCGCCGAUCCUACAAAGGUUGAGCGCGAAGCAGAAUGCUGGCGCGCGGCUUAAGAUUCAGCAGGUGCUGUACGAAGCCGAAUUCGGAAUGCAGGCAGAGUUACCCUACCUCACACCGGCCGGCGAGGUCAUAGGGGUCAUACAGGACUUACACGAGCCGGUAGACUAAACAGUGCAGUACGGACCAUAGAAUAAGUGGACUGUUGGACUCAAUAACAGGCAGGAGCCAUAGAAUUAUACAGGGUGU